Penicillium diatomitis is the source of this 1146-nucleotide messenger RNA. RefSeq lists its product as uncharacterized. Lineage: Eukaryota; Fungi; Ascomycota; Eurotiomycetes; Eurotiales; Aspergillaceae. The record is from RefSeq and is a predicted model, not a curated record. The transcript has a single exon. The coding region runs from base 1 to 1146 and encodes 381 amino acids.
AUGGCCACCAUCAUUCUGCCCAGCGAUGGAAUCACGGGCGGCUAUCAGGGCCAGUCCCUGACGAUGAAGAUCACAAUCGCAACACUGGCUGGUGUCACUUGGUAUAACGCCUUCGAGCUCAUCAUCCUGAUCUUGGUCAAUUUUGCACCCUACCACGGCCUCUACUUCUGGAGUCUGCUCAUCUCCUCCGCGGUCGGCUUGAUCCCUUACUCCCUCGGCUUUCUUCUCAAAUUCCUCCACUUGACCACAGUGACCUGGCUACCGAUCACGCUGCUGACCGUCGGCUGGUGGGCCCUGGUCACCGGCCAGUCCUUGGUCCUCUACUCCCGCCUGCAUCUGGUGCUCGACAAUCAGCGCGUGCUGCAGCGCGUCCUCUUGAUGAUCCUGGUCAAUGCCGUACUGCUGCUGGUCCCAUCCACCGUCUUGGCAUAUGGAGCCAACCUCACGCCGCCGAGCACGUCAUUGGCCAACUACAAGAGGGCAUACGAUGUGAUGGAGAAGAUUCAGAUGACUGGGUUCUCCAUCCAAGAGUUCAUCAUCUCGGGACUCUAUCUGCGCGAAACCAUGCGUCUGCUUCGAACCGACGUCGAUCAGGGCAAGCGCAAGAUCCUGUAUCAGCUGCUGCUCGUCAAUUUGCUGAUUAUCGUCAUGAACGUGGGACUUUUGAUCGCCGAGUUCCACAACUACUAUAUCAUGGAGACCAUGUUACGCGGCACUUUUUACAGCAUCAAAUUGAAGCUUGAAUUCGCGGUCCUCGGGAAACUGGUCGAAGUCGUUCAGAACCCAGUGUGGAAACCCGAGUCAUUCUCCAGUCCGCGCGCGCUACCUGAUUUUGUCGAUGCGUCGCGCGUGACCUCGGACCUCACUCGGGCGGCUCCCGUCGACGCUCGCCCCAUGCGAGCAUGGCUGGAGGAUGAUAUUUCCAUCGCCAUGUUCGAGCAUAUGCCGCCUUCCGAGGCGCAAAUGAUGGCUUCGACCAAGGCCAAGGUCUGGCACAGUGAGACGCAAUUCAACGGCGCGUCACGGGCCAUCGACUUUUCCAACCCCUUUCAUCCGGAACGUAAGGAACAUAAUCAGCCCCAGCAACAGGAGCGCCAACAACCAAAGGGCACACAUGACAGUGCGAAGAUAGAAAAACCAGGAUGA